Lingula anatina is the source of this 1275-nucleotide messenger RNA. Its product is annotated as ubiquitin-like protein NEDD8. Lineage: Eukaryota; Metazoa; Brachiopoda; Lingulata; Lingulida; Lingulidae. The record is from RefSeq and is a predicted model, not a curated record. Gene Ontology annotation, molecular function: protein binding.
UGCACGUGUUUUGAACCAAUGACCUCACAUCUCUCAAUUACUACUUCCGGUGAAGAGAACAGUGUGACUGGGAGUAGGAAGAAAUCGUAAUCAUGUUGAUAAAAGUGAAGACACUUACAGGAAAAGAGAUUGAGAUAGACAUUGAACCCACUGAUAAGGUGGAGAGAAUAAAAGAGAGAGUGGAGGAAAAGGAAGGAAUUCCACCACAACAACAGAGGCUUAUUUUUAGUGGGAAACAAAUGAAUGAUGACAAGACUGCAGCAGAUUACAAAGUCCAAGGUGGAUCAGUGUUACAUCUAGUGUUAGCUCUCCGGGGAGGACACAGGGGACAUUGAUGACAAUCACAGACUUAAACUUUUUCAAAAUGUCUUGAAUGCACCUCUCUCUUCAAAGGGAGGGUGUUUUCUCUUUAGCGACUUUGGGAGAUAUUUGUUUAUUUAUUUAAACUGGACUGCAAAAUCAUCCCAUCAUCAUGUCCAGAGCCUUUUUUUUUACUUUUGAUGCCUGCAUAUUUACCAUCAUGUAAAGGAUACCACAAAGAAUUUUACAUUAAUUUUUUUUUCACUGCACUAAAGCCAAAGUGAGUGACCUAUUAACAUGUUGCAGCUUGAGAUGUGUUUAAAGAAUGGUACCUACUAAGAAAGAAAGGGAUAUUUAGUCAGUCCUUAUAAAUCAGUUUGCAUUCAGAAGUUUCUCUGGAGAAUACUGGCAUAUUGUGAUGUGUACUGUCACUGUGAAUCUGUGUGCUCUUUGAUGUCGUGCAAACAAAAUACCGUGAACAGGAAGUGCUCUCUGAAGAAGCCGUGAAACGGCAGGUCUAUUUGAGCGUGCAAAAUGCAUCAAGUUUUUGUAGAUAACUACCAUUUAGUUUAAUUCAAUGUAGAAAAAUAGACAUUUUGAAGGACAGAGUGAAAGCAAUGUACUUCUCUCCAAGUUUUUUAUCUAGUGGAUUGCAGCCAAAAAUUCAAUUUGAUACACUUUAGAAUAUUUAUUAAGAGAAUUAUAUAAAAGAUAGUGGAGACAAAAAUAUUGAAUUAUUUUCUGUAAUUCUGUUUUACCUUUAAAAUGCAUUUGAUGGAUUCUCAGAUUGUUUUGAUUAUUAGUUGAUCAUAACAAAAUGUCCUAGAUAGAGGUCGCUCUGACCUUUCUUUUUUAUGUGUAGUAUUAAAGAAAAACUAUAUCCAGUAUGUCAUAAUUUAACCACAGUUAUCGACGUUGUAAUCAUUGAAAUGUGCUUUUGUUAAUCUCAAACUGUAAUAAAGUCUAGGAACGGAC